AUGGGGUCGGUGAAGGAGGGGAGCUUGAAGAAGUUGUGCAGCCACCACGUGGUGCCGUUCCUCGUCGGGGGAAUUCUGCCCAUGGUCCUCCUCUUCGUCUUGGCCUCUGACCGUGUGGGCGAGCAGCUGUCCAGCAUCUCUGGCAACUGGCUGGGGAACAGGAACAGUGGAACUCCCGGGGCGGCGCCUACACCGCUGGAACAUGCGAUCUCGCGCUGGCGCGGUAUAGGAGCUCCCGCGCACCUCCUUGACCACCUCCUGGUCGUCGCCCUCGACCCCGCCGGCUUCCGCCGCUGCGUCGCCGUGCACCCGCACUGCUACCUCCUCGAGGUGACCGCCGUGAACCUCACCUCCGCCGCCCGGUUCGUGUCCAAGCAGUACCUCGAGCUCGUCUGGACCAAGCUCGAGCUCCAGCAGCGCGUCCUGGAGCUCGGCUACAACUUGCUCUUCACCGACACCGACAUGCUCGUGCUCCGGAACCCGUUCCGGCGGAUCCCGGUGUACGCGGACAUGAGCGUGUCCUCGGACGACUACUCGGCGGCGCGGGCGCACCCGCUGGACAACCCGCUCAACACGGGGCUCUACUACGUGAAGGCGACGAGCCGGGGCGUGCGCAUGCUCGAGCACUGGCGGGCGGCGCGGGCGAGGUUCCCCGGCGCGCACGACCAGUCGGUGUUCCACAACAUCAAGCGCGAGCUCGUCCAAAAGCUGGGGGUCGCCAUCGAGCCCCUCGACACGGUCUACUUUGGCGGGUUCUGCGAGUACCACGACGACCUCGCCCGCGCCUGCACCAUGCACGCCGACUGCUGCGUCGGCGUGGACAACAAGGUGCACGACCUCCGGGACAUCGCCGCCGACUGGAGGAGGUACAGGGGCAUGGCGCCGGUGGAGAGGAAGAAGGCGGCCGGGAAUAUGACAUGGACGGUGCCCGCGCGGUGCCGGAGGUCCGUGAACUGGAGUAAGCCCGUGCACCCCUGAUGGCAGCUGCAGCUCGAAUGAUAACUGAUAUAAGUACUACAGUUUUUUAAUUUGUGUCGUCGAGAUUGCCCAGGAUUUAUGUAGACGUACUGAAUAAACUGUUGAGAAAAUACGCCUAGUUCUCAAGAGUUUGAGAGAGGAACAGUAGUGCAGUUUCAGAGGGAGACCCGUCGAGAUUCUUUCAGAAACCUGUCGCAAAUUGCUACUUUGAAUGGAUUCAGA
Triticum aestivum (bread wheat) is the source of this 1200-nucleotide messenger RNA. RefSeq lists its product as uncharacterized. The record is from RefSeq and is a predicted model, not a curated record. Lineage: Eukaryota; Viridiplantae; Streptophyta; Magnoliopsida; Poales; Poaceae. Bases 1 to 978 code for a protein of 325 amino acids. The transcript has 4 exons.